CGCUGCAGGUCUCCUGUGCUGAGCGCCAGGCCGGGCGGAGCCGGAAGCCGGCGAAGGUUGAGCCCGCGGCUGAGCCGAGAAGGGAGGAGGAGGAGGAGGGCGGCGACGGCAGCAGCAGCAGCUCCAGCUCCGUCUUCAUGGCGCUGAACCUGAGCCGGAACGGGCCGGCGCUGCAGGAGGCCUACGGCCGGGUCGUGGCCUCCGCGAGCCCCACGGACUGGGCUCUGUUUACUUAUGAGGGGAACAGCAAUGACUUGAGAGUGGCUGGGACUGGAGAUGGUGGCCUGGAGGAGAUGGUGGAAGAACUCAAUAGUGGGAAAGUGAUGUAUGCUUUCUGCAAGGUGAAAGAUCCCAACUCCGGCUUGCCCAAAUAUGUGCUCAUCAAUUGGUUUGGUGAAGGCGUUAAUGAUUUGAGAAAGGGAGCCUGCGCCAACCAUGUCAGCUCUGUGGCAAACUUCUUGAAGGGUGCUCAUGUGACAAUAAAUGCUCGGGCUGACGAGGAUGUGGAACCAGAUGCUAUCAUGGAGAAAGUAUCUAAGGCUUCAGGGGCGAACUACAACUUUCACAAAGAAGGCAGCAAGUUCCAGGAUUCAGGCCCUCAAGCUCCUGUGGGCUCAGUCUACCAGAAAACAAAUGCCAUGUCUGAGAUCAAAAGAAUCAGCAAAGAUAGCUUUUGGGCCAAAGCAGAGAAAGAUGAGGAGAACCGCCGGCUAGAAGAAAAGCGGAAAGCGGAGGAAGAGCGCCACCACCUGGAAAAAGAACGCCGGGAGCGGGAGAUGCAGGAAGCAACUUUACGUGAGCGAAGAUUUAAGGAGCGGGCUAAUGAGAUUGAUGCCCAGAAGAAAUUCCAGCAACAACAGGAAACCGAGCCAAGGGACAAAGAUAAACAACAAUGGAAGGAGCAGGAAGAAGAUCACAGCAAGGUGCAGAAGGGUUUCCGAAGGAGAAGUGAGUCUGUGGAAAAAGCUCAGGAAGCAGCAUCGCUAAUAUCGCAAAGAUCAGUGAAUCCUCGUGAUAUCUUCAAACAGAAGGAGAGGUCCAUGUCCACAGAAGCAGCAGCUGUCGGUUCCCAGCCAGGGAAGUUACGGAGCCCUUUUCUUCAGGAGAACAGUCACGUGGAGGCUCCUGUCUCCCCUGUCCUUCCUGCCGUUCAAGAUGUUCACCCUUCUCCUGUUGUCCAUUCGUCUGUACACGACACGCCUCCCGUCUCUCCUGUUCCUGAACUUGGUAAUUCUACCAGGCAGGACAACUACAAACCAGGCACUCCCGUCUACCAACCAGAGGUAGAACAUGAAGCAGUGUAUGAAGAACCUCCUAGCCAACAGGGUAUCUAUGAUGAGCCCCCUAAGGAACAGGCUGACGAUACUAAAUAUGACUAUGAUGAUAGCUACCAACAAAGUCCUAACAUGGAGGGGAAAGGCUUAUGUGCUCGAGCUCUAUAUGACUAUCAAGCUGCUGACGACACGGAGAUCUCUUUCGACCCUGAGAACAUGAUCACCAACAUUGAGAUGAUCGAUGAGGGCUGGUGGCGUGGUUACGGUCCCGAUGGCCACUUUGGGAUGUUCCCUGCCAACUACGUGGAACUCAUCGAAUAACCGGCUCGUGCUGGAGGAAGAAUACAAGCAAUACCUGAAAGAACGGGUCUGUCAAAUCCCAUUCUUUGAGGCGAAGCGCUGUAUUGCUUUUGAAGAGUGAAGUGCCAUUGCUCAGCACCCCUGUUGCUGGAGCAACGUCUUCACCUGCCCGGUGAAGCAGAAUAUGUCCUUUGCCUUCUUUUUGUUUUCCUUAGCUGGCAUUUUACAGGUGAAGAUAGGACAUCAAUCUUGGCAGUGCGUAACAUGGGCCCAAAACAUCCUCUCCAGUCACACAGGGACCAGAUUACUGUUUGAACUUCUCAGAUGGAGUGUUUAGAAGAUAGGAUGGGCUUAACAGAGAUAGCAAGGUUUUCUAACGCAAACUGAUUUUUCAUUCCACGUGUUGCGGAUCUCCAAGGUAGCAUACAGAGGUAUCUUAAGAAACGCGCACAUCAAUUAGUAACUUGUAGGUAAAAUUUAAGCCUGCAGUCCACAACCCAGUUAUUCCAGAGCGCUGGAGAGAAAUAGGUUGUGCGUUGCGGCUUUUGGAGAUGCAGUCCACUAGGAAUUGCCCCCGGGGUAAGAGCUGUUGAAAUGAAUGGAAUUGCCCAAUAUAUCUGCAGUGUUCUUGUGCAACUCCCUUCCAUUUCAGUGCAGUCAUUAUUCAAUGGGAGAUUGUGCCCUCAAACUACUCCACCCUUUUGUGUGGGGACCAAGCUGCCUGGCUUUUUAAGUUCUUGGGUAUUUAUGGAAAUUCGCCCUGUGCUUUAAAGCAAAUGCCUGUCACUGUGGUUUCUUGAGAUACGGUUUGAGACAUAAACACCAUGAAGGCAAGCUGUAAAACAAAUGCCCCGAAAGCAAUGCUAGCUUUGAACUGUGGUGCACACUGCUUUAAAUGUAAUGCUCUCUCCCUCUCUCCCCUUCCCCUCUCUCUCUCUCUCUCUCUGUGUGGUUUGGUUUGGUUAAUAGAGGAGGACCUUGGUUCCUUUCUUGAAUUUUGAAAGCCUUAAAUUGCCUUUAGAUUUGGAUUAAUUUCUCCCUUCCCUCCUUUUUAUCAUUAAAUAAAAGAGAACAUAAAGAAACUUCAGGCAGCAGAACUACUUAGGAGCGGUGCAAAUCUGUGCUGUUGUAAUUGUGUGACAUUGUGCAUCACUGAUCAACAUUGGCUAAUUGUGUUAGCCUAGUAAAGGCAUUUGUGGAACAUAACUGAAUUCAGAUGCUGCAUUUUGAAAUAACCUGUCCAGCUCUCGCCUAGCACCUCCUCUUCAUGAUGUAUUAGCUGCAGGUGUAGGUUGUGUUGUUGCUGUUUUUUUAAAAAAGAGGAAGCCAUUUAAACGUUAUUUUGUUUGCCUUGCUCAAGGCAAUAUGGCUUCUCAAGUAAUUUUCACAAUCCUUCCUGUGCAGGUAUCUGACAGGGAGAAAGUGUUUUAUAGAAGAGAAUCUUGCUGUUUCCUGGAGAAGCAAAACUAAUGGUCUUGCAAGGUUAAAUUCCAUUCUCCCCUGCCUUUAUGCAUGAUGUGGUAACAAUUAUAGAAACAAGAGAUCCUAAUGCAGCUCUCAGUUAAUCUGUUCCAGCUAGUUUUCCUUUAAUGGCAAUU
Molecule: messenger RNA, 3172 nt
Organism: Elgaria multicarinata webbii
Lineage: Eukaryota; Metazoa; Chordata; Lepidosauria; Squamata; Anguidae
Gene: DBNL
Product: drebrin like
Exons: 14
Coding region: 138-1595 (485 amino acids)
Biological process (GO): positive regulation of dendritic spine morphogenesis; neuron projection morphogenesis; regulation of actin filament polymerization
Cellular component (GO): actin filament; site of polarized growth; dendrite
Molecular function (GO): actin filament binding
Source: RefSeq, a predicted model, not a curated record